Molecule: messenger RNA, 14310 nt
Organism: Cuscuta europaea
Lineage: Eukaryota; Viridiplantae; Streptophyta; Magnoliopsida; Solanales; Convolvulaceae
Source: the annotation of a GenBank genome assembly
AAACAAUCCAAGAAAAAGCAUACUAGAGUUUAGAGCUCUCAGCCUCCAUUAAUGGACGAUAAACACCAUUCAAAUUCCUAACCAAAAUACCCGACCUUCAUUAAGAAUUUACAAUUUUAUACGGAGUACUUCGUAAUAUGUAUGAAUUGAUUUUAUCUGCUCCAUGAAAGGCUGUGAUGCAAUUAACGAAGACGAGGAGCCCUCCUGCUGCGAAUGGUCAUGUCACGUACCAGUUUAGUGUUUAAAGGCUGGAGGUGUUGACCCGGUCAACAAGAGUGUGCUCUCACUUUUGGCCUUUACUCCAAAUAUAUAUGUUUGUGGCCGAGGAAGAGCAUUUGUGGACGAGUUCGUAACUGUCAGGCGCGCCCCACCAUUGCUGCCCGAGCUGAAUAAAUUCAAAGAGAUAAGUUCUUCCAUUAGUCUUAGGGAGUCACUAGAGUUUAGUGGUGCUUGGGUGAGUCACUAUGGGAUUUUUAUGGAAUAUGGUUAUUUGCGCAUCAACCAAAUCACAUCACUUAAAAACUGUAGUAUGUACAUCAUACUGUCAUCAUGUCCAUAUAUUUGCCCGCAUAUAUUGUUAAGUUUUGCAAAUAUCAAAUAAUUAUCCACAUAUAAUAUCGUGUGUGGGUAAUACGUUUUACUUACAGAGUUUCACCCACAAAUCUAUACCUAUUAUAUGUGCGGGUAAAUAUCAUUUCCGACAUAUAACUAUACUUUUACCAACACAUGUGUGUGAGAAAGAACCCUAUUUUCUUGUAGUGAUAUAUAAAGAAAUUUGUCACGCGCUAAUACUCUUCUUUUCUGGGUUCAUGUACUCUUGUGACAUAAAAAAUGGACUUUUGGAAUUCAUGCUCCAACCAUUAAAAAUGUCCACACCCCUCAUAUCAUGGAAACAAUGAUGUGUGUGGCAUUUUCGAUGCUCUCAAUCUAAAUGUCAACAAUCAUACAUUCUUAAUUAAUAGCACAUUUGUGUACGGAUUGUGCACUCCUUUCUCUAAUGAGUGUCUCACACUUCGACCUCAAGGGUGGGGUGGAUGGGGAAAGGUCAUCCUUUCGAAGCGUACGACUUGCAUGGCGAGUUCAAAAUAUAUAGAAACAUCAAGUGGGGAGUCGAGCUCUAUCUUGGAGUUAAGUGUCAUUGUACAAAGCUAUAAUGUCACUUAGACGACAACACAUUCUCAAGCUUUGUACUUUGCGCGAGUAGCGUGCUCUCAUCUCCAAUGAGGCCUCACAUACUUAUGCAGGGAAUUCCUUGCGAAUCGUUCGAUCGACUCAUGGUUUCAAACUUUAUUUAGCCCUCUAGGGGUGAGUUGAGCUCUAACUAUAAGAAGUGAGCUCAGUGCUCCUCUAAUUAACAAGCAAUGAGCUCUUAAUCUAGAUGAUUAAUGAGAUCUGAGCUCUAAAGAAUAACCAUCUUCUUUAAAUUUAUGUAGGUGCAGUUAAGAUCACUAGCGAUGACACUCAAACUAAGCUAUAGAGGUUGAGGCUGAUGCCUAAGAGGUCAAGGCUAAAGAGCUAGACCAAGACAGAGGAAUGCGUGUAUAAGGAGUUAAGGAUGUAACUUGACUUGGGGAGGAGUCGUCGAGGGUGGUACUAGCUUACUCCCUUUACCCUUUUCUUCACUUGCCUCAAGGAUGUGGGACUGAAAAAUGGGGGGCUUGUCGUCUCCAAGGAGGCGAAUUAAAGGAUGAGCUUGCAAAAAUAAGGAUCAGAGGCCAAAGUUGGUAAACGGGGAACAAGGUUACAUUGUGACUGAGUGGACGAGAUGUAGGCUAAAUGGAUGAGCCGAGAUUGAAUGGACGAGGGUGAGGUUGAGACUGAAUGGACGAAGGUGAGGCUAAGGCUGAAUGGACGAGGUAUAGCUAGAAAAGGCCAACUCUGAGACGACAACAUUUGAUUACAUUCUUGAUAGAGUAUAUCUAGAGAGAAGUGAGAGCUAGAGAGAGAAGUGCAAUAAUAUGCUUCAAUAGAAUGAUUUUGUAACCCCUAUAACUACUCCCAAGGGGAGUAUUUAUAGAGAAAAUACGGGCUGGGCUCCCAAGCCUUGGGCUCCCAAGCCUUGGGCUCCCAAGCCUUGGGCUUGGGAGGCCCAUUUACAACUGGACCGCUACUGGGCCGAAUACAAAGCCACUAAUGGGCUGUACAAAUGAGUAAGUGUAGAAUCCGGUUCUGUGAGGUCUUCGUGGCCGACGAGGGCGUGGCCGACGAGGGCACGACCGACGAGGGCGCGGCCGACGAGGGCACCCGGGUUCCUUGGCUUCAGGACCAUAUUCUGAGUUGGCACCUUCUCGGCCGACGGGGGUCCCAUGGCCGACGUGGGCGCCACUCGGUGUCUUGUGCUUUCUAUUCUUCUGAGUAUGUGGGUCCGGGGGCUCAGACCCAUAUACUCCAUACGGAGUCCCCCACUCUCUAAGCUGAGACGUAGACGAAGUGAAGGAGAGUAGAUUCCCGUGCUUUGGUGCUUUUGGCCGAUGCGGGCACUCCCGGGCCAUUAGCUGUUGCGGCGUUGGCGCUGUUUCCAUCUUGGUAAUCUUGUGCUUGGCCGUUACCUGCUCCUCGCUCUGGGCGGGGAGGCCGUUGUUUCCUUGGUGUGUUCGUUUGGGGACGAUGGGAGUCCUGCUUCGAUGGUGGCCGUUGAAGGCACAUUUUCCCUUUCUUGGACGUUGAUGGUUGAGGUUGAACCUUGCAUUGAGGACGAUGGUGUCCUUUCCUUUGGGUGGCCGGUAAGGGUGCUUGCGCACUCUUUUUGGCCGUCGCUGACUGGCUUUCGUGUCCCUGGCCGAAGAGCCCAUUAUGGUUAACUGUUGGCAGAGGACGAUGAAUGUCCUUGCCUUAGGUGGCCUGUUGGCCGUUGCUGAUGAUGUUAUGUGCCUUUGGCCGACGAGGCGCCGUUGUGAUACAUGGACGAUGUGGCCAUGCUUUGUGGUUACAUUCGUGUUUGUAUUUUUCCUUUUGUUUUGUUAAGGCCGAUGUAGUCCCCCAGUCCCCCACUGCUUCAGGCCGAAGAGAGUGAGGGGUGAAGGAGUUGCUUGAGUCCCUGGCCGAAGCGGCCUCUCCGUAGUCCCCCUGAAUCCAACCCUCAUGGCGAUUUUCUGGCCAAGGUAACCCUGUGGGAGAACCCUUGUGCGCAGAUCGCUUGUAGAGAGUCAUCAUCAAGGGUCGUUACGGAGAGCCGAUGGGCGUUCAUGACGUUCCUGGCCGUUGUCAUCUCCUUAUUGUUGGCAUUUGUGAACUUGGCAAGCAAAUAGGCCGUUGUGGGCGCUUGCUGGCACUUGUGAAGCCGGCAAGUGUAUAGGCCGUAGACUCUGACUUGCCAGUGGGCUCUUGAUAUGUAGGUUGGGCUUGGCCCAUUGGUGACGUGGUGGCCUCCCAUUGGUGGCCGUUGAUGUGGCCAUUGGGAGGGUGCCACGUGUAGUGACCGUUGGGUGGGGGUUCUAUAAAUACCCCUCCCCCUCCGACGAGAAACCUCAUUUGCAAUCUGAGUUGUCGAAGUGCUGGCCAAAUUUCUAGAGAGAUAAACUCCCAAGCUCGUGUUCUUCGUGUUCUUCGUGUUCAAGGUUAGUGUUCAUCACAAUCUUCUGUACUUUGCAUACUUUGCUUCCUAGGCUAGUGAUCUAGUGUUAGGCGCUUGAACACCCUUAGAUCCUAAGUUAUUCCCCUUAGGCUCGUAGUAGUUGUUAUGAUGAAGAGCUUAGACGAAGAGUACUAUCCGUACGACGACCAGCCCUCCACUAGGUCACUCGACUAUGAGGUGCUUGAGGAGUUCGAGGAAGAGAUUCAGCGUUUAAGUCCUUACAAGUCCGGAGAGCCGGUGGACGACGAAGGUGAGGACGAGGAGUCCGCCUCAUCUUCAAAAGGUGAGGACGCAGGUGCGUCCCGAGUGGUGGACGGGGCGUCCACUUCAGCUGUUAUCCCGUGCCCGAGACCGGUGUCUGCCGUGAAGGGAGCAGAUAAGCCGAAGAGAAUAAGGAGGCCGAAGAGCGGGCUGGGCGUUUCCUACCUGGAUCUCACAAAUAUUUUCUUGAUCAAGCCGGAGAGCAGCGCGGCUGACUACUUGGUUGCCCAGAUGUACGUGGGGCCGUUCGGGCGGGUUAGGGCACCCAGGCCGACGGACCAUGUACUUCAUCCGCCACCGGGAUACUUUGGAGUAUACCCGAUGAGUUUCGCCAAGGGGCUGAGGUUUCCCCUUCAUCCCUUCAUCACCGAAUAUCUUGACAUGGUGGGUCUCCCUCCGGCCUUGCUGACGCCGAACAGCUACGUAUUGAUGGUGGGGUUCUUGCUCCGCUGUGAGGAGCUGGGCUACAGGCCGACGACGGCUCUGUUCAUGAAUCUGUACCAGAUAGGCCGAGGAAGCCACAAAAACUGUGCGGCCUAUGCUACCCUCCAACAGCUGCCGAAGAAGAGGAGCUUCACGGAUUUGCCUUCGUCCAUCCAUGGAUGGAAGAGCAAGUUCGUUUUUGUAUCCCUUGGUGAGAACGGCACCGAGUUUCCCUCUCUCGGCCAUACCGGGAGGUUCAAUCUGCACGACCCGCCGAGGAGUUCUAUCUUGGACGCUCAGGUGGAGGCGUUCUUGGAAGGGGGCCGAGGAGCGUGAAGGAUUACAUCACCGAAUACAAGAUGACCGCCCUCGGCUUCUUAAGAUACUAUGUGUAUGGCGACAAGGAGGACGAUGUCCAACUUUGGCCGAGGAUGACCACCACCUUCGAAGAGGCCGACGGCCCGGAUUUGGGCAUUCCUGCUGAGGCCGAUGAUUUUGUCAUGGAUCGCCGUUCAAUCAUGGCUAUAGCCAAGGCCAAGGCGGCCGAGGAGUUGGCUGCAAAGGCGGCCGAGGCGGCUAGAUGUGCCGCGGCCGAGGGGGGCGGGGCUACUGCUGGUGCGGCCCCGAAGCCUGCCAAAUCCAAGAAGAAGAGGCCUCCCACUGACGGCCAGAAGAAAUUGACCGAGGCUGGCCUGAAUGUCACUAAGAAGACGAAGAGGGCACCGUCUCCUUCCCAUGCCGAUGAGGUCGGUACUCUGACCGUCCCAAGUGUGGACGAUAGUGGUCCCGUUGUGGAUCUUACUGCUGCUCCAAGCGAUGCUGCCCAAUCGCUCCCUCUCGUCCAGGAGCCACGGACGAAGAGGGCCGGCAAGGAGAUUGCCGCUGCGACCUACCAGAAGAUGGUGGAAUACCCCGUCGGCGGGGGUGUUUUUGACGAUGUCGUCCUCGGCCACGAUGUGCUGGCCCAGGCCAUGCCGACUAAAGAUCGGGCCUACCUCAAGAGGCUCGGGGACGUGAAGGUGUACGAAGGCGGGAUGGACCUCCUCGUCCAAGGUGCCUUCAUGCUCAUGGAGAGCCACAAGAGGCAGCACCGGGAGAUUGCUCGUCUGAGGGAGCUUGAGCAGAAGGCUGCCUCGGCCGAUGAGGCGGUAGCCUGCUUGGAUCGGCUCCGGGAGGAUGCCAAGGCCUUGCAACAGAGGGCCGACGAGGCCGCUGCAGCCAGGGACGAUGCCCUAGCCAAACUCGAGGAGAGCCAAAGGGCGCUUGAGGCUGAACGGCGCAAAAAUGAUGAAGCCGUGAAGGCAAAAGCUGAGGCCGAGGCUGCCGCUGUGAAGGCCGCUGAUGAGGCCGUUAAGCAGUUCUUGGCCGAGGGGUGGAAGGCCGAUGAGCGGCUCUCCUGGUGUUAUGAAGUGGUGUCCGCCAAGCUUGAAGAUUGGGGAAUGAACUCCCCCGCCGGCCAGGAGUACUUUAGCAGGGAGAUGGCCGUGUAUUACAACAUGGGCCAAGAGCGGAUGCAGAGGCUCCUGUGUCGGCGGCUAUCGCGUGCCCUCAAAGCCAUGAAUUAUACCUCCGGGUGGGCUAGGCGGAACUUGAAGCUGCCCAAGCUGAUGAAAGAUCCCGAGGAGCAGGCCAAACUUCCUCUUUCGGAGCGGGAGCCCCCAAUCGAGAGUUCCGGCCUCGGCGAGCCGGAUUACACGGAGUUUGACUUCCUGGAUGAUGCCACCAGUUCUGCAGCUGAUGUCGUCCAGGAGACUGAGGCCGAGGAGGGAGCUGAAGAUGUCGAAGAGCCAGCCGAGGAUGGAGGCGCCCAAGGGACUUGAUCGGCUACUCCCCGCUCCCUAUCAUGUAAUUAAUUUUCUAUUUUUUUUUGCCCAUCUGAUGUAAUGGCCGAAGCGCCCACCAAUGUACUUAAUUGUUUUAUGAAUGAACGUCUUGCUGUUCUGCUCGGCUUUGAAUGUCUUGCAUGUUUAUUCCCUUUUGCUAUUUCAAUUUUGAAUUUUGUCUAAGUGUAAAAGUUACUACUUAGGCCACCCGCAAGUGUCUGCUACGUCCGUGAGGUAGGCCAUUCAGUCUGGUGGCCUGGUCGGUAUUUCUUCGCUGUUGUAACACUUGGGAUUUAUUCAAAAAUUUUUUAAGUGUUUUAGAUCCACAUAGCUAGGGUUUGUCUUAGUGUCUUUCUUUCCGUCCUGACUGAGGCGUGCAAGCUGAGGUGUCCGCUGCGUCUUGGCGGUGUCCCAUUCUUCUUUUUUGUUAGAAUUUUCCUAAGUGUCCAACUUCAAGUAGAUGGGUGUUCUCAUCGUCCUGGUAUUGAAUCUCUCAGUGUUGACCAAUGUCGUUGUCGUCGGCCGUGCCCUCCUGUUGUGGCCGAUAAGGGUACCUUGAACUUAGUUUUUGGACUUGGAAAUUUUUCUAAGUACACAUGCAAGUCACAGGUAGCUAACGGCCUGCGGGUGUACAGGUGCCCGCCUCGUCUAGAGUUUCUUCAUACGAAUACUUAGAAAAUUUUCUAAGUAUAAAUGCCAGACAGUUUCUUCUUUGGGGUACCGUUGUCGGCUAAGAGGUGGUCCUACCUUCAUCGGCCAAGGCCUGGCUUUGUGGCCGAUGAGGCUGCCUUUUGCUUUCCCCAAUGGUUGCUCUAAGUGUCGGAAUCCUCUUAAGGAACCUUUUUCCCUAGAAUUUUCUCCAAGUGUUACACUUGGACAAAUGCCCAAAGAACUUUCGAUUGACCAACAGUCUGGGUUUCAGUGCCUGUAUCGGCCAUCCGGGAUGCUGUGGCCAGUAGGGAUUGUUCCUUGAUUGCUUGAUUCUUACGCGGAUGUGAUACUGCUCGCUUCGUCCCGAUCAUUGUCAGGAUUGAUACUGCCCGCUUCGUCCUGGUCAUCUUUCAGGAUUGUAAUUCCUUUUUUUUUCUUACCAAGUGUUGAUGCUUCAAAGAGCUGUGGCCGAUGAAGGUUGCCAUUCGCGUGUCACCCAACCACUGGUUAGGGUUUUAUAGGCGUGUGCUUCGUCCUUGACGAUGCCCUUGUCUGUGGUGGACGUGUGGCUAUAUCGUCCAUGUCACCUGUUAGUGGUACUACAUUUGUGUUUAACUGAUAUGUACUUAGCCAAGUUUGGCCGGGGUUGUAGGGAUUUUAUUUUUCCAUUGCUCGAGGCCGGCAAGGGCGCACGCUCCUCGGCUUCCCUUUUUUUUCGUUCCCUAUUUCAGGGGAGUAUCCUUCUUUCAGGCUUCGGCCGAAGGGUGUGCUCGUCCUUCGGUCGGUUCGGACUUCGUUUAUAACGUCCGUGGUCUCAGGGCGGGUCCCGUCGCCUGUUUAUGACGCGGGCUAGACUUUUGGUCGGUUUCCAACGGCUGUCGUUGCCCAUCCCUGAGUUUUGGGAUUUUGUCACCUCGGCCAUGAUUUCAGGCCUGUCGUCCUGCGAUCUGGCGCGUGGACGACGCGGUGAGCUUCCCGUUUCAAGACGUAGGCCGUUUGCGGGCCCCUCGUCCUGGGGACAUCGUCGGCCAUACCCGAGUGUUUCACUCUAGGCUUACGGGGCCAGGACGAUGUGCUCUCUCAGCUAGGCCUGAGCCCUUUGCUGAUACAAAAUACAAUGGAGUACCUGGGCUUGUUGCUUCGCAGGUUGCAAAUGCGAGGUGCCAUAUCGGCCAUACCUGAGUCUUUCGCUCUGAGGUGGCCGAUGAGGGCACCUGCUAAUUUUUUACUUUAAUUCCAGAGAAAAAAUCAAGAGGAACAUGAUUUUAUUCAUAAGUGGCUCGAGGCCGAGGGUGGCGUUCAAUCAGUAACCCGUUAAGGGGUGAGGGCUUCGCCGUCUGCACCUCCUUCGGAUUACUGAUAAAACUUCACCAGAUGGUGUACAUUCCACGUUCGUGGUACAUUGGACCCAUUCGGGUGUUUAAGCUUGUAGGUGCCGGGUUUGACCACGGCACUGACGAUGUAGGGCCCUUCGUACUUCAAUGCUAGCUUGCCACCCUCUGUCGGUUGGCUUGCUUCCCUUCGACGGAGGACGUAGUCCCCCACUUGAAAUUCCCGGGAACGUACCUUGGCGUCAUAGUAUGAUUUCACUUGACGCAGGUAGUUCUCCGCUCGGACGUAAGCUUGCUCACGUCUCUCGUCGACCAGGUGCAGGUCAAUCUUCAUGUUUUCUUCGUUAGCGUCAGGCUCGUAUUGUUCCACCCGUCGGCUAGGGAUGGCAACUUCCGUGGGUGCCUUUGCCUCAAAGCCGUAGCACAGGGCGAAAGGCGUCUCACCUGUCGCCCUCCUCGGCGUGGUUCUGUAGCACCACAGGAUGUUGGGGAGCUCGUCGACCCAACUACCCCCUGCGGCCUGGAGUUUCUUCUUCAGCCCCUCCAUGAUUGUCCUGUUGGCGUUCUCGACCUACCCGUUGCCCUGAGGGUAGGCAACAUAGGAGAAACGAUGCUUCACCCCCAAACUCCCGGAGGAGCUCCUGGAAAGGGGCUGCCUCGAAUUGGGUGCCGUUGUCUGAUAUAAUCUCCUGGGGGACGCCGAAGCGUGUGAUGAUGUUCUUGUAAACAAAUUUUUGGCAUCUGACCCCCGUGAUGCUGGCCAGGGGUUCCGCCUCGACCCACUUGGUGAAGUAGUCGACGGCGACGAUGAUGUAGCGGUUGUUCCCGGCGGCUCUGGGCAGGGGGCCGACCAAGUCAAUCCCCCAUCUAGAGAAUGAAAUUGCGGUGCUGACGGGGGCGUAGCUGACGGCUGGUCGACCUGGGGCCUUCUGGAGUACCUGGCAUGCGGUGCACUUCCUGACCAGGUCCGCACAAUCUCGCGCCAUCGUCGACCAGAAAAAGCCCUGGACGACGAGGCGUCGGGACAUGCUGAAAGGGCCCUGGUGCGAGGAGCAGACGCCACAAUGAACUUCUUCCAUGGCCACGUCGGCCUCAUCCUGGUGCAGGCAUCGGAGGAGAGUGCCAUUAUAGGAACUUUUGUAGAGUUUGCCAUCUUCAAUGGUGUAGCUUGGGGCCCUGAGUUUGGCAAGUUUGGCCCUCUCCUCGUCCGGGGGUAGCUCCCCCGUCGUGAUGAAGGUGACGAUGUCGGAGAUCCGGUCCUCUGGUCGCUGUUGGAUGCAUAAGAUGGGAUUGGCAUGAAUGCUAGACAUGCUCAGCUCUUCGAUGUUGGCUAUCCUGGAGAUGUGCUCUGGAGUGUCUGAGCUGAGCUUGGAGAGGGUGUCGGCUUCGGCGUUCUCGGCCCUUGGGAUCUGAGUGAUCUCGUGGGUUUCAAACGCUUUCAGUAACUCCUCUGCUGCCUGUUUGUACUGUCGCAUCCGUCCCUCCUUUGCUUCGUACGAUCCCUCCACCUGGCCCACUACCAGUUUGGAGUCGCACUUGAUUUUGAGGUGCUUGGCCUUGAGGCCGGCGGCGAGUCUGAGACCGCUGAGGAGGGCCUCAUAUUCGGCUUCGUUGUUGGAUACCCUGAAGUUGAAGUGGAUGACAUAGUAAGCUCUGAAUCCUUCAAGGGAUAUGAGGACGACGCCGCCACCGCAUGAUUUCGCGGCCGACGAGCCGUCAGUGAAUAGGAUCCAUGUAUCGUCCGGCUCCGGCCCGGGGUUGGCGACGGCCGUCUCUCUUGUUGUGCAUUCAGUGACGAAGUCGGCCAAGACUUGCCCUUUGAUAGAUGGCCUUGGCUUGAUCUCAAUUUGAAAUUGGCUGAGGAAGAUCGACCAUUUCACCAUCCUGGAGGAGCUGGUGGGGCUCCUCAUGAGUGCGCCGAGAGGCUGUUGGGUCAGCACAUGGACGGCAUGGGCCUGGAAGUAGUGUCCCAGCUUCUUCACCGUAUGGACGAUGGCCAACACCGUCUUCUCGAUGGGGGAGUACCUGAGCUCGGCCUCCCUGAGUGUCUUGCUGAUGUAGAAGAUGGCCUUUAGCACCCCUUCGUCCUCACGGAUGAGCACGGAGCUGAUGGCCGACGUGCUCACCCCUAAGUACAAGAAAAGGGUUUCACCGGCUUUAGGCUUAGAGAGUACGGGCGGGGACGAUAGGUACCUCUUCAACUCUUCGAACGCUUCCUGGCACUCCGUCGUCCACUUGAAGCUGUUGGCUUUACGCAUGAUCUGAAAGAAGGGGAGUGCCCUCUCGGCUGACCUGGAGAGGAACCGUUUCAGGGCCGCCAGGCGCCCCGUCAGUCGCUGUACUUCCUUGACGUUGCGGGGCGGCUCCAUGUUGAUGAUAGCUUGUGUCUUCUCCGGGUUUAUCUCGAUGCCUCUCCGGCUGACCAUGUAGCCGAGGAACUUGCCGCCCUGGACGCCGAAGGCGCACUUCUUGGGGUUGAGGCGGAGCCUGAACUCCUUCAUGAUUUCAAAGAUUUCCCGGAGGUCGUCGGCGUGGGAGGAGGCCUGCCUGCUCUUGACGAUCAUAUCGUCGACGUAUGCCUCCAUCGUCCGGCCAAGGACCACCCUGAAGAUCUUGACCACCAUCCUAGUAUAGGUGGCGCCGGAGUUUUUGAGUCCGAAGGCCAUGACGAGGUAGCAAAAGAUUCCCUUUGGGGUCAUGAAUGCCGUCUUUUCAGCGUCAUCUUCAUGCAUGGAGAUUUGGUGGUACCCUCUGAAAGCGUCAAGGAACGAGAUCAACUCGCACCCCGCCGUCUCGUCCACCAGCUGAUCAAUGUUGGGGAGAGGGAACGGGUCCAUGGGGCACGCCUUGUUCAGGUCAGUGUAAUCAACACACAUUCUGAAUGUUGGCGGUUUCUGGGUGAGGACGACGUUGGCCAACCACGUCGGGUACUUCACCUCUUUAAUGUGUUUGAUUGAGAGGAGCAUGGCGACCUCCCCUUUGACGAAGUCCCGCCUGUCGGCGGAAAAGUAGCGCCGCUUCUGCUUGACGGGCGUGGAGGCCGGAUCGACGGUCAGCCGGUGAGUAAUCACCUGGCGGCUGAUGCCUGGCAUGUCGUCGGGGCCCCACGCGAAGACAACGACGUAUGACCACAGGACGAGGAGGAUGGCGUCUCGUUGGUCCUGGGGGAGCUGCUUCCCGAUUCUGAGGACCCGCUCCGGCCGGGAGGUAUUCAGAGGGACCUCCUCGACCUCCUCGGCCGGUUCGGCAUGCGGCCUCUCCUCGUCCUUGGCAACGGCUGCCGUGAUGGUGUCUAUCCUCCGUCCUUCCCUUUCGGCCGGCCUUGUUAGCUUGAGGUAGCAUGCUCUGGCUAUCCUCUGGUUUCCUCUGGCGUAGCCGAUGCCGUCAUUGGUGGGGAACUUUAGGCACACGUGCUUCAUGGAGAUGAUGGCCUCCAAGUCCUCCAGCGCUGGCCGUCCCAAGAUCAGGUUGUGGGUGCACUGGAGGUUGACCACCAUGAACUCCAUGUCAAUCCUGGCGCGGUGGGGGCCGUCACCGACCUCCACGGGGAGGACUAUCGUGCCCUCGGCGUCGAUAGAGUCCCCGGUGAAGCCGGAUAACGGUGUCUUGAUCGGCUUCAGCAGAGCUCUGUCCAGCUUCAGCUGCCGGAAGGUAUCCAGGUACAUCACGUUGACGGAACUCCCCGUAUCGAUGUAAGUGCGGUGGAUGAUGGAGUCACCGAUCUCACACCGGAUGACGAGGGCGUCCCUGUGUGAUUCCGUCCCCGGAGGCAAAUCCUUGUCGGUGAAGGUGAUCGCCUCCGUUCGCUGCUUCUUCGGCUGGGGGGGAACGUGGGACACCUCCCCAAUGUAGAGGGAUUGGGCCCGUUUCUUUCUCUCAGUGGUGGAGUCCCCCAGUGUUCCCACCUACGAUGAGGUGAAUGUGAUUCUUCUUUGGCGGGGGCUCUUCGAAGUCCUCGUCGUCGCUGAGCCUACCAAUCUCCCGCUUCUUCGCAGAGGGUUCGCCCCCAUGUUUGCCGGUGUUUACCCAUGUGUUUUUGCGUGGGACACCUUUAACAAACUGGGAGAGUUCCCCCUGGCGAAUAAGACGCUCGAUGGCCUUCUUCAGUGUGAUGCAAUCAUCGGUGUUGUGCGACGAGUUUUUGUGGAACCGGCAGUAUGUGCUGCCCUGCUGGAUGGCAAGGACCUCCUCGGCCGGCCGAGGAGCCUGCUCGAUGAGGCCGUGCUUCUCGGCAUAGUCGAGGAUGAUGCCGAUCGGGUGAGUGAGGGCAACCCCCGGCCGUUCCAACCUCGGCCGCCAGUGGCGAUCUUUCUUACUCUGUCCACCAGAGCCGUGACGGCCCUGGGCACCCUGGCCGGCCGGGGACGGACCUGGGGCCGGCGAAGGAUUUGUCUUCUUGGAGGGAUGGCCCCCCUCUUUCUUGUGAUUGUGGAGCUCGUCGGCGUCGGCGUACAAGCCUCCGCGCUGGAGCGCCUUGGCGUACGACCUCGGAGGGUCGGUGAUAAGGCUCCUAGCGUACGGGGAGCUGCGGAGGGCUCCCUGAUACAAGGCGAGGAGGGUACGCUCAUCGGCCCCCUCGACUUCUUCGGUCUCCCUCGUCCACCGAUCAAUGAAUGAUCGGAGGGACUCAUCGUGCUGCUGCUUGACGACGAGGAGGUGGGUGAAAUACUUCUUCGCCCGCUUCCUCCCGGCGAAGUGGGUGAGGAAGCGUUGGGCAGGAUCCUGCCAUGAGUCGAUGCUCCCUUCGGGGAGCGCGUUGAACCACUCGUACGCUGGCCCCUCGAGAGUAGAGAGGAACCAACGGCAGAGGUAUUCGUCUGACGCGUUCACCAUCAGCAUGUUGUUCUGAUAACGGCUGAAGUGUUCCUGGGGGUCUGAUCGGCCGUCGUAGGACUUGAUGGCGUUUCCCCUGUACUUCUCCGGGAUGGGGGCCGAGAGGACCCUGUUGGUGAAAGGGGUCCUGGUCCUGACCUGGAUGAUGGGGUCACCUCGCUCCUCAGCCAGCUCCCUCUCCAGGGCGCUAACCUUGUUCAUGAGCGCGUUGAGGCUGGGGUCGUUGGAGGCGCCGGCCGUAGGGAUGUUGGUCGACUGAUUGGCCUCCAUCUGAGCUAGCCUCCUUUCCAGCUGGGCAAUGACUUCAUCCUGGGGGUCCCUGGCGGCCGCAGCGGCGCCCGGUUGGUUCCUCAUGCGCUCGUCGUGAGCCGCAUUGAUCCGGUGGCGCACGUCGUCCUCGUGCAACUUCCCUUUGCCCUUGUCCGGGCGGGGCUGGUCCGCUGUCCAGGACACAGACCCCAAGCUUUCCCUCGGCGAUCCAGGACGAGGCUCACCAAUCCGUCCUGCCAUCCUCUCCGAAACCGGACGACGGCGUGUGUCACCUAGCCUGUUGAAGGCAGAGGCUUUUCCACGCGCUGGGGUCUGCCCAGGCCGAAGAGGGGAAACAGGGUGGGAGUGGGACGACGCCGUGUCCUGGGCCAUCACCCCCUCAUCAUUGCCUAUCUGGACGGCCAACGGUUGGGGCUGAGGAGGUGGAGUGACGUUCCCCCCGGUCCUUGGCAAGAGUGCGCUGAGGACGGUGGGGUUCUGAGCCAGGCUGGCGAUGAUGACCGACAGCGCGGCCUGGACCUGUGGAUCCACGGACGGAGAGGCCGCGGCCAUAGGCUGGGCCGGGGCGUGGUCCGUCUUCUCAGCUCGUUUCUUGUCCAAGCCGAUGCGGGCAUCAGGGGCUCCGCCGUUGAGUUGGUUGCGGAGGUCCGCCGUGAGGUUGAAGGCCUCCUGGAAGACGUCCCCUCCGCCGACCUGGUCGGCCGUGGCGUCCUCAUCGUGCUCCCUGGCCUCUUGGUCCUCAGGGAUGGCCUUGCUGACGAGGUUGCGGUUUGAUUUAGUUCUUCCCAUGAUCAGUGGUUAGCUGUGCUUGGUAGCGACGAAGGGUGCUAACUUGAUUGUUCUAGCUCUCAACGAGAGCACCAAAUGAUAGAGUAUAUCUAGAGAGAAGUGAGAGCUAGAGAGAGAAGUUCAAUAAUAUGCUUCAAUAGAAUGAUUUUGUAACCCCUAUAACUACUCCCAAGGGGAGUAUUUAUAGAGAAAAUACGGGUUGGGCUCCCAAGUCUUGGGCUUGGGAGGCCCAUUUACAACUGGACCGCUACUGGGCCGAAUACAAAGCCACUAAUGGGUUGUACAAAUGAGUAAGUGUAGAAUCCGGUUCUGUGAGGUCUUCGUGGCCGACGAGGGCGUGGCCGACGAGGGCACG